Molecule: messenger RNA, 3485 nt
Organism: Chionomys nivalis (European snow vole)
Lineage: Eukaryota; Metazoa; Chordata; Mammalia; Rodentia; Cricetidae
Product: EKC/KEOPS complex subunit Tp53rkb-like
Exons: 1
Biological process (GO): protein phosphorylation
Cellular component (GO): cytosol; EKC/KEOPS complex; nucleus
Molecular function (GO): ATP binding; protein serine/threonine kinase activity
Source: RefSeq, a predicted model, not a curated record
GCAGGUGACGCCUCCUUCAUACAGAACGCACUCACUAGCACCUGUGUCGCCAUUGCAGGUAUAGCUGCCCCGGUUGUCUUCUUCGUGGACUAUGCUUCUAACUGCUUAUAUAUGGAAGAAAUCGAAGACUCGGUGACUGUUCGAGAUUAUAUUCAGUCCACUAUGGAGACCGAAAAAGACCCCCAGUGCCUCCUGGACUUGGCCAGGAGAAUCGGGCAGGUUCUGGCUAGAAUGCAUGACGAAGACCUCAUUCACAGGGACCUCACCACCUCCAACAUGCUCCUGAAGCGGCCCCUGGAGCAGCUGAACAUCGUGCUCCUCGACUUCGGGCUGAGUUUUGUUUCCGGACUGCCGGAAGAUAAAGGCGUCAACCUCUAUGUCCUGGAGAAGGCCUUCCUCAGCACCCACCCCCACACCGAGACUGUGUUUGAAGCCUUUCUGAAGAGCUAUGGUACUUCAUCCAAAAAGUCCGGUCCAGUGCUGAAGAAGUUAGAUGAAGUGCGCCUGAGAGGGAGAAAGCGGUCCAUGGUCGGGUAGCAGAGUUGCUAUAGUAACUGUCUCCCGGUGAGAAUGCUGUGGAUGCGGCUGGGCUCGGCAGUGGGGUCGUUGUUAAGUGGCCUGCGAUCGUGCUGUGUCACCGUCACCUGCGGUUCACUGUUCUCAGGAGCUUAAUGUGCACAAGGCCUGGUCUAGGCAGAACUGGGUGUUGAUAUCUUCUUUGUAUUCUAACAAAGCUUGCCUGAAGGUCAGAGGGCAGAGCUAGCCACUAGUUAACCAUAGAGGUCUGGAGGUCUGUAUAGACAGGAAGUGAUAUGGCUGGGCCGAGAGAGAGAGGACUAUAAGGUGAGAGGAGACAGGAGCUCAGCCCUUUUGGUUAAGGAUUUUGUAGAGGUAAGAACUCUAGUGCUGACUGCUCUGCUUCUCUGAUCUUUCAGCUUUCACCCUCUAGUGUUUGACUCUGGGUUUUUAUUAUUAAGAUCAAUUAGAACUCAGGAUAUAUCUAGUGCCCAACUUUAGGGCAUGAAUUCACGAAAAGGCCGCUUGCCUAUGGCUUUGCAGCCACUGGCACACACCAGAACUACACGCAGGGGCUCCCACUGGAAUUACUGUCUCACCGGCUAAGCUUUUCUCCCAAUUUUCCCCAAGCCUCUGAGCAAGUUUGGAAUUUUUUGUUGCAGCCUCUCUGCAGCAAACUCCACAGGCCCCAAGCGCCAGAGGCAGGUGGGCUUCAAAUGUUGCAGACAGACUUACUCCUUUAUACUAGUUGGCUCUGGCUUUAGGCAGCUCCUGCUGCAGGCUCCCACCACUCUUCAGACAGCCGGCCCCCUCUCCCCUGUGGGUUGUGGGCUCCCCCAUACCCCUUCCUUGGACUGAUGCCGGCACACUAGGUAGCUGCCUUGACACCUGCUCAGGCUUCUGCUGUUAUUGGGACCACUACACGCUCUCAGCUCACGGCUGCACGCCAGCAAUUGCACUGUCCCCAGCCAGGCUGUGCACCGCCUGUGUGCUCCAGUUAGAUGUGCUGCACAGUCUUCGGCUCCACUGCCGUCACCAUCAGAUUUGAUGAGACAACUGUCUUAAAGGGAGGAAUUAGUUAAAAGAGAGGUUUUUUUUCCCACGUUAAAAAAUGGGAAACACUGUUACAAUGGAAAGAGUUAAGUCUGUAUGUUUACACAAUGCAUGGUUUAAAUUUGGAACAAUCAAAUGAAGAGAUAACCAACCUGGAUUGACAUAAUGUUAAUUAUCAUUUUGAUCAUCGUUAUUGUUGGUGGGGAUUGGGCUAAGUUCGGCUGAAGCAGGGGCUUAGAGGCUACAGCAGCUCCUGGUGUUCCCGUCCUCUCAUUUGACACAGUAGCUCAUUUUCUUAAGAAACCGCCCUCCCUUCCUAUUCUACACUGUGUGCAGAGGCAGCUCCGGCAGCCCUGGAGAGGCCCUGCCAAGACAAACAGAAACCACAUCUUGACACCUCUGGCUUCUGCAGUGUCUGAAAUAGUUACAUUUGAACAUGUCCUCAGUGCAGAUGGCACACACAAAUACAGCACAGCUGAGAUGGCUGAUGGGACGAGUCCGUGACAGCAGGAAAGAUGGGUGAUGAGAACAGACGCACUCUGACUUUGAAGAAAAUCUGCAAGUCCUGUCACAGUGAUGUUUCUGCUUUGAGCCUGCUCUCAACUCUGGUGGGCCUGGAGGGGUAUGUUUGCUGUUGUCGAGAUGUCUCAGCCAUAAAGAGCAUGUGCUGCCCUUCGAGAACCUGAGUUCUCAGCUCCCACAUUGGGUAGCUCCCAGCCUCCUGUGUCCCCCAACCCCCUUGGACCCCACUGGCACAUUCAUUCAUGUGCACAUGUCCAUUACAGACACACAUCUGGUUGUCCUGAAACUCACUCUGGAGACCAGGCUGGCCUCGAACUUAGAGAUCCACCUCUCCUCUACCUCCUGUAUGCUGGUAUUAAAGGUGUGUACCUACUGCUGCCUGCCUUAAAAUAUUUUUAAUAUUUUAAUAUUAUUUUAGAAUUUUAAAACAAAAAAUGCAACCUUGUCUCAAAAAAACAAACAACAAAGAAACUGUUUCUCAGUGUGGGGAAAGCAGCUGAGCAGUGAUGCAGGAGCAGGCAUCCAAGGGCCCGAGGAGACAGGCUGUCCAGCAUGGCAGGAGAACAAGGAGAGCCUUUGUGUGCCAGGGAGGGAGCAGACAGCCUGCUGGAAAGUCAGGCAUGUGCCCAGACACCAGACCUUAGGACUGGCUUCCUUGCUAUGUGGGGACAUUACUCAGGAAAGGGAGACCAGGGAGAAAUCCAUUAAUGCAAGAGGAAGAAAACAAAACAAAAAGGUGCCAGAUUCUGUCUUGUGUGAAUGCUGAGAUAUUCUCUUCAGAAUCAGCCUAACUUUCCAAAAUGCCAGAGACCUCCCCAGGUUCAGGACAUUUCUCAUUCAAACCAUAACCCAUAUUAAAAUGUAUUUGUUUAUCUGGAUCUCAUGUUUGCAUACUUAAUCACCUCAGGAGAAGAGAGGGACAAAAUCUACGAAUUACUUCCCUUAUUGCUUUAACUAUCUGACAAAGAGAUUAAGGUAAGAAGGGUUCUAUCGAGUCUCUUUGGGGUCCAGCCCCAAGAUUCUCUUCAGGGUUCAGAUCAGACGCUACGGCAAGUAAAAAGCACUUUUUUCUUAGGAUAUCAGAAGGCAACUAAGAGAUUCAGGCCCUAGUACAAUCCCUGAGCAGGGAAGUAGUAACUUCUAGCCUAGAAACAUGCCAUGACUACUUCUGGACCUCAGCCCAGGGAAGUAGUUACCUCUAGUAUACAGGCAAAACCUCUCCCUGAACCAUGACAUCAUGGAGUCAUCCCUAAAAUGGGAGGAGCCAACCAGCAGGCACCAUCGCAUAGGGGGCAGCCAAUCCCAAGCCUGUAAACUUGGAAUUCCCCAAACUUUCCCUACUACAACCCCCCCACACACACACUUCUUGGGGUCUCUCCUAUUCUGCUCCUGCU